Molecule: messenger RNA, 3495 nt
Organism: Numida meleagris (helmeted guineafowl)
Lineage: Eukaryota; Metazoa; Chordata; Aves; Galliformes; Numididae
Gene: SRSF2
Product: serine and arginine rich splicing factor 2
Exons: 3
Coding region: 194-859 (221 amino acids)
Molecular function (GO): RNA binding
Source: RefSeq, a predicted model, not a curated record
CGCUUUCACUUCCGGGGCAGCGGCGGCCAUUUUGUGGCGUUAAGUAGGCGCGCGCGGGCGGCGCCCCGCUCAUUUCCUCGCGGCCGCGGGCAGGGCAGGUGGUCUCAGCGCUGCGUCUCCGUUGCGGCCUUAGGCCUCGUCCUUUUCUCAGAGCCCGAAGCCGCCGCCGCCCCUUGGGGGGCUACCGCCCGCCAUGAGCUACGGGCGCCCUCCGCCAGACGUGGAGGGCAUGACGUCCCUCAAGGUAGACAACCUGACCUACCGGACGUCCCCGGACACGCUCCGGAGGGUUUUCGAGAAGUACGGCCGCGUGGGCGACGUCUACAUCCCCCGGGACCGCUACACCAAGGAGAGCCGCGGGUUCGCUUUCGUCCGUUUUCACGACAAACGCGACGCCGAAGACGCGAUGGACGCCAUGGACGGGGCCGUGCUGGAUGGCCGCGAGCUCCGCGUGCAGAUGGCCCGCUACGGCCGCCCCCCAGACUCUCACCACAGCCGCCGCGGCCCUCCGCCCCGCCGCUACGGGAGCAGCGGUUACGGCCGUCGCAGCCGCAGCCCGAGGAGACGCCGCCGCAGCCGAUCGAGAAGCAGGAGCCGCUCUCGGUCCCGCAGCCGAUCUCGUUACAGCCGGUCCAAAUCCCGCUCUCGCACACGCUCCCGGUCUCGCUCCACCUCGAAGUCCAGAUCCGCCAGGAGAUCCAAGUCAAAGUCCUCAUCUGUCUCCAGAUCUCGGUCCAGGUCAAGAUCUCGGUCCAGAUCUAGGAGCCCUCCACCUGCUUCAAAGAGGGAAUCCAACUCCAGAUCCAGGUCUAAGAGCCCUCCCAAGUCUCCGGAAGAGGAAGGAGCUGUGUCCUCCUAGGAAAAUGGUAAUGUACCUCGGGAUCAGCACACCUUGCAUGUUACUUUAUUGUAGCACUUAAGCGGGGUGUUGGGUAGUUCGUAGUAUUAAUAGCUUGAACCAAGUGGAUCCUAGUGGGGCACGUUGUUAGCUGUUUGUUGUUUUUUUUUUCUUGAGCAGUGCUUUUUGGUUAUCGGUUUAGGGAAAUUAAUACCGAAGGGCUUUCUGCACAGAAAAUUUUCAUGUUUUGUUGAGAGAUUAAUGGUUUGGUUUUUAUUAAAAUAUUGUAUGAGACACAACCUAUGAUGAAAAUGACUAUUUCUUACUGUAUUUAUCCAACAUCUGCAUUUUCCCCUUUAAAGCUGCGGUCUCCUGUUUGCUAAAAGAAUAUUGGCCAGUAUUGCAGAUUUUAACUGAUUUGGCUGAUCCUCCAGGGACCAGUUUCUGUGGGCGUGUAUUGGAGCAGGUUUGUCUUUAAAUGUUAAAGAUACACUAUCCUUUUAUAAUGGAAUGGAAGAUCGGUUCAGUGGCCGUUGUACUGACUGGAGGUAACUGUUCUAGCAAAGUGGCAAAUUCGUUGCAAUGAAAAAACUGCGGAAACUAGUUUUUCCUCAAGUUGUCAACCUGAAGAGGCUCCUAAGGAUAACACUGGGUGGGGAAAGGAUAGUGUGUCUUUAACCCAUUCAAACUGUUUGGUCCUCUUUUUUAAAAGGAAAGGGCCUAAGCUAGCUCUGAAGGUAGAUAAUUGUAGCAACUAGUGACACUUUGUUUUGACCGUUAAUUAGUUUAGUUAAGCCUUUAACAAGAAGUAUUAGUUUUAUAACUUUAAUUAAACUUUCAAUAAUUGAUUGUGGAACAGGCUGAAUUCAAGUUAAAAGUGGUUUGAUGGGCAGCCUGGCGUUUAUUCCUUGUAACAAAAUCCUUUCACAGAACUUUACAUUUGGCCUCUGAAUUAAAAACAACACAUGGGGGGAGGUGGAACACCAUGGUAAUGCCCAAAACUUUUAAGAAAUUAGGCAAAGCCAGUUGAAACACAACUAGAAAUAAUACCUGAAGUCAUCCACGCAGCGGAGAAGAAACGAGAUAGAAACCUAGCUGAAUUUUUCUUUCUUCAAAUCUAGAUGCAUCAGAUAAAUGAGAAUCUACAUAAAGGACGCCUUUGGGGGGAAAGGAUCGCUUGAGUCUACAGUCCAUUGGAGAGACCCCUGGCAUGAGCAACCAGCUGUUGAAAAGGUUAUUUUGUAACAUUUUGUCUAACUUUUUACUUGUUUAAGUUGCGCCUCAAGUGGCAGAUUUUACAUUUUAUGUGCCAUUUUGUUGCUGUUAUUCAAAUUUCUUGUAAUUUAGUGAAGUGAACGACUACCGAUUUCAUUAUUGGCUUGGAUAUUUGAGGUAAAACUUCAUUUCUGUUUAUAUAGUGCUGACUUUCAUUUGAAAUUAAACAGAUGGUAACUUGCUGCCUCAAGUUUCAUACUGAGGAAAUAAUGCAGCUCUUAUAUGCUGAGUAGCUGUCAAAAAGUAUUCUCAAUUUUUGUCUUCAUUCCUUAAAUAAAAUUCUGAAAAGCUUCAAUUUGAAAUUUACUGUAAAUGCUUUUUUACUUUGAAUUCAAAUAGUAUCUUCAAAUUGGUAGAAAUCUUUUCAGGUGACAGUUGAUAUUUGAAAGGAUUGUUUUUAUCAGACUCAAUUCUAAUCUCUUCUCUUAUGUAUUUUUGUGCACUAGGCGCAGUUGUGUAGCAGUUGAGUAAUGCUGGUUAGCUGUUAAGGUGGCGUGUUGCAGUGCAGAGUGCUUGGCUGUUUCCUGUUUUCUCCUGAUUGCUCCUGUGUAACGAUGCCUUGUCGUGCAGAAACAAAUGGCUGUCCAGUUAAUUAAAAUGCCUGACAACUGCACUUCCAAUCACCCGGGCCUUGCAUAAAAAUAACGGAGCAUACAGUGAGCACAUCUAGCUGAUGGUAUACACACCUUAUUUUUUCCAGAAUGGUAAAUCUUGCCAACAUGCAUAUAUGAACUUAUAUUUGAGAAAUGUAAUGUUAAGAAAGAAAUGGUUCAUUCCUCUGUAAGUACUGAUUGGUGUAUCUUUUGCUUAAGACAUCUUGUACUAUACCCACUGUCUCUGUAGUUAAUAUUAAACAUUUUUCUGUGUUAACUUUUCUCAACUUAAUGUCUGAGUCAGCUUAUUUUUAGCUUGAAAAGAUUUCUGCAAUUAUACUGUCAAUGUUUAACUUCUAUAUAGUAACAGAAUGCAUUCUCCUGCUUCUUAAUUUUAUCCACUGGGGUUGCUUUUAAAUUACUACGGGCAGACUUGCUGGUAUUGUGACUAACCCAAAUGCUGUAUGAAUAGUAUUGCACACCAGACUCUAUAAACACAAAACUGGGUCUGUUGGAUGUAAUGGAGGAUACACACUGAGCAGUACUAAUUGCAUUUGCUGUGUGCUUGUUUUGACUCAACAGGCUGCUGCUUGAUGGUAGCUCAUCUUAGUGAUCAUUCAUUUCUUGAUUUUUUUUUUUGGAUACCAAAUGGAUUGUAAUGUCAAUCAUCACAUGUCAAGGGUUAUUGUAAUGCCUUGUAAACUUUAUGCAUGUAUGUUAAAUGGAAAUGGAAACAUCUGAAUACUUGCAGUCUGGCUUGACCAGGGAUUAAAAGUGCUUUUCUACAAA